Messenger RNA from Paramecium pentaurelia, 672 nucleotides. The record is from the annotation of a GenBank genome assembly. Lineage: Eukaryota; Ciliophora; Oligohymenophorea; Peniculida; Parameciidae.
AUGAAAUUGCUUUUAAUUUUAUUGUUAUGUUUGAGUACUUACGCUUUUACAGAUUAAAUGAUGUCUUUAGAAGAACUGGCAAAAUUUGAUAUCAAAAGUGUAGAUUGUACAAAGAUUGAUCAAAUAUCUUUAAUUGAAAAACAAAUGCAAUAAUGGGAAGACUUAUUAAAACAUUAAAAAGCUAUUUCUCAUGAUAUUAAAAUAUUAAAAUCUAUGGAACAUCUAUUAUCAUCAAAGUCAAAUUCAUUUUUAGAGAUUCAAACAUAAAUUUCUGGAAAAAAAUUGAUGAAAAAAUUACACAAAUUAGAAUUACCAUUAACUAAAAGUAAAAUUGGAUUAGCAUAAGUAUAAUUGUUAAAAGAAUAAUGUAAAGGCUUAGAUUCAGAAAGUAAAUAUUGAAUAUAAAAUAAAUUAGAUCCUGAAGAAAGAGCUUAAGCAAAAAAAGAGUUAUGCAAACUUUUAAAGGAAUAUGUUAAUAAUUUAAAUAAUUGUAAGUAAUAAUGUACUAAUUCACCUGUGACAGUUAUUAAGAUUAAAGGAUAGAUUAAAGACUUGGAAAUAAUAAGAGAUAAUUGUUAAAAUGGAAAAAUUAGUAGAGUCAAAGUUGUAACAAUAGAUGGUGAAAAUCAAGAAUAUAAAGUAGCAGCAGAUGGCACAACUGAAAUACAAUGA